Molecule: messenger RNA, 1515 nt
Organism: Phragmites australis (common reed)
Lineage: Eukaryota; Viridiplantae; Streptophyta; Magnoliopsida; Poales; Poaceae
Exons: 9
Coding region: 64-792 (242 amino acids)
Molecular function (GO): lyase activity
Source: RefSeq, a predicted model, not a curated record
AUUUACGCUGCGUAAAGCCGUGGAUAUUUCCAAGCUGCAGGGGCUCUUAUCUCAAGCUCGAUAAUGCGCGUUGCCGCCACCGAGCUGCCCCUCCCCACCACCUCGCCGCCUCGCCGGCGCCGGCGAGCUCCGCCGCCGGUCGCCGCGCCACGGCACACGGAGGUGCUCUCCGCCAUACUGCGCCCGCGCGUCAUCGCGUGCCUCCGCGCGCAAGAUGGCGAGACGGCGAUGCAGGCGGCCCAUGCGGCCGUGCGCGGCGGCGUCACCGUGUUGGAGAUUGUGAUGUCAACCCCGAGAGCACUGGAGGUCGUUGAAGAUCUUUGCAGGAGUUAUCCUUCUUUAACAUUUGGGGUUGGUACAGUCCUAAAUGCUUCUGAUGCAAGGAAGGCCAUAGGGGCUGGUGCACAAUUUCUUAUGAGUCCUGGCACAGUCAUGGAAAUAGUUCAUGAUCUUAAAGAAAGUAAGGUUCUAUAUAUCCCAGGAGUGCUGACACCAACUGAGGUUUUAUCUGCUUGCAGUGCUGGUGCUAAAGUUGUUAAGGUGUACCCAGUUUCAGUGAUGGGUGGAGAAAUGUACAUGUCUGCUCUGAAGAAACCAUUUCCUCUUCUACCAAUGAUUGCUUCUCAAGGAAUCAAAAUAGGUUCAAUCAAGGGGUAUAUGGAAGCAGGGGCAUCCGCAGUGGUGUUAUCUGAUGCUAUUUUUGACAAAGAUUUGAUGAGGAGUGGGAAAUUCAGUGAAAUUUCAAAACUUGCAAGUCUAGCCACUUCGGAGGCAUUGCAAUCCACAAAGUGAGACAAAACUGACAAUCCUACAGGCAUCACAGAUUUGUGGUCCAGAAUAUGAGGCACAUAUACUAGUCUUAUGAUGCAAGGGUUGGCAUGGAUAAUUUCCGACAUCUUUGGGCAGUGCUCGAGUUGAGUACAUCUGGAGAAGCACGAUGAGGCCAAACACUGCCAACUACAACUUAAGUCAGAGAUGCCGCUCUUCUGCGGAAAAAGCCAUUUCAUCUUCCAGAUACAGCUCUAGAAGUACUAGUACUGUGCACUUUUAAGACUGCACCAAAUUUAUGUGCUCCGAACAAGGAUGUUCAUAGCUAGUCCAGCUGAUCACAAGUAUGAAGCAGCUGUUGUGAUGCCUAGAAGCCAACUACACAUCCAGCUGCAGUGGAAUCAUCACAAUUCGCAAGAGAACAGAGGCGAAUGAAAGGGAGAUUUCAGGGUUUCCUGUGCUUUGACUAGCCUCGUAGAUGUAUUGCAGGAGGGUAGCAAUGCAUCUCUGAAGAUAUUAUCGGCAUGGGAACCGAGAUGAUCGAUGUGUACCGGUGCUCUUUGUGUCAUCCGGAAAUUUUGUUCAUUGUUAAGCUUACUUCUAGGUACUAGUUACCCUCGUGCAAAUGACGAUCACAGGUAGAACAUGAUGAACAGUUUAUCAUUUUACUAUGUAAUUAUAGAGAUCCAAACAGUAACUUUGAGCCUGUUGAAAAUGAGAUCUGAAUGAGAGUACCAACAUGAUAUA